AUGUCACUUCUUGCAACUGCUGGAAUAUAUCUAGUGCUAGAUGUGAACUCUGCGUUACCCAAUUUCCAUCUCAACAGAUAUGAGCCUUGGACAACUUACAAUGAAGAGUAUUUGAGCAAUGUGUUUAAGGUUGUAGAACAGUUUGCAGGCUAUAAUAACACUUUGGCCUUUUUCGCUGGAAAUGAAAUUGUCAAUGACAAAUUAUCUGCUACUCAUUCGCCUGUCUAUGUGAAGGCUAUGAUCCGAGAUAUAAAAAAUUACAUUCUGAAUAACCUUCAUCGUCAGAUACCGGUAGGAUAUUCUGCUGCAGACGAUCUUGCUUAUCGGGUUUCGCUUUCGAAAUAUCUAGAAUGUGUGGAUAAGGAUCCUGCUGAAGCAGUGGAUUUCUAUGGUGUCAAUUCUUACCAAUGGUGUGGGAAGCAGACUUUCCAUACUAGCGGAUACGAUAGUUUAGCCCGUGACUAUCUGGAAUAUACCAGACCAGUUUUUCUUUCAGAGUAUGGCCACUUCUCGGCAAGUCCCAAUUUUUUUUUUUCAUGA
Molecule: messenger RNA, 540 nt
Organism: Clavispora lusitaniae ATCC 42720
Lineage: Eukaryota; Fungi; Ascomycota; Pichiomycetes; Serinales; Metschnikowiaceae
Gene: PHR3
Product: 1,3-beta-glucanosyltransferase
Biological process (GO): fungal-type cell wall organization; fungal-type cell wall (1->3)-beta-D-glucan biosynthetic process
Cellular component (GO): plasma membrane
Molecular function (GO): 1,3-beta-glucanosyltransferase activity
Source: RefSeq, a predicted model, not a curated record